Molecule: messenger RNA, 7471 nt
Organism: Topomyia yanbarensis
Lineage: Eukaryota; Metazoa; Arthropoda; Insecta; Diptera; Culicidae
Exons: 5
Coding region: 1043-1543 (166 amino acids)
Cellular component (GO): membrane; endoplasmic reticulum
Molecular function (GO): protein-macromolecule adaptor activity
Source: RefSeq, a predicted model, not a curated record
AUUGGUUCGCUCCGUUCGGUUCGAUUUGGUCCUUGCUUUCGGAUUCACCCUGCUGCGCUGCGGCAUAAGCUGUCUCGUCUAUGGUAUCGGUCGGUGGCUCUCCCUCCCCCGCACACGCAUUCUCAGAGUCUGCAGCAUUCUGCAGUACAACGGUGCGUGGUUCAACAUAUCCGCAUCGGUCGGUUUCCUGCUGUACGGAUUACGCCAGAAUGUCACAAUCUGUCGCAUUCGGACGAUGGGAUUAGGUCGCUGUCGACCUAGCUCAACCACUUGAGGGGAUCAACCGGAAAGAAGAGUGCUCGCUUUUGUUUGGAUAGCAAAUCAGUGUUGUGUUUGCUGAAGUCGGCCACAAAGUCGAGGUGAAAAUUGAAGGAAAACUCGAAUCGAAGAAGUAUUUGCUUUGGCUGGCGGGCCUCCGGGGAAGUGGGUGGCCGCAGAAGAAAGAGAGCAAAGCGAAGUGUUAUUUUCUAUAUGCUACGAGAAUCGGUCGUCAAGUGUCUGUCCGCUCCGCUGGCUGACAUUAGCGUAUCUAUGUGAGGCAUCCGAACGCAGAACAAACUCUGCUCGGUUUCUCUCGCAGACACCAGGUUGUAAACAUAUUGUGCCAGUCCGAGUGGUGGUGUUAGUGGUAAACAAAGGAUCCGUUCUGCUGGGACGAUCGAAGGUUUUCAUUAUAAAUUGUGAGUUUGAAUUUUUGAUGAAGCUGAGUGAAAAGUGGAACAGAAGAUUGUUACAUUUUUUUCAAUUUUACGUAAGAGAGGCCCCCGAGAAAUAACCACAUAAACCGGUCAGCAGUCGGCCGGCUUGAAGCAACAGAAAAGAGCGCUUUGUAUAUACACCGGUGGAGGUCAAACGGUGUGGUUCUCGGCGUACCAAGGUACAAACAGCUGGCGACCAAUUGCCAAAACAAAAAAAAAAAAAAAACAGUCAACAAAGAAAGCAACAAUCGAAGUAGGCCAAAGAAAGUAGUGAACGCACGGAAACGAUUGACUGACAACCACAUACGCCACCAAACACAAGAUAGCACACCGCAGAAUUAUUGAUGGAGCGCAAAUUACUGUACGCCUUUCGAGGCUGGAUUGCCUUCGUAGCGUUUAUGGAUCUGGGGACAGCGGUGCGGUGCUACAUCGAACGAAGAAGCUUUCUAGGGGACCACUCCGAGACGCACUUCAUCGAAGCAGGAGAUUACACCAUUUCGAGGAUAUUGGGAAUUUAUUGCAUUCUGAAAGCAGUCGCCCUGGUGCACUGCACCCUGUAUAUACACUACAAACCCGUUGUGAGCAUGGGCGGCUGCUCACUGGCCAUCACUAUGAUGCUGUACGUGACAGAGGCCCUGUACUUCCGGUCGACGACGCUCAACUUUUACGUCAUCUUUCCGUGCAUCCUCAACUCAAUGACCCUGGUCGGACUGCUGUACAUACCACGGAGGCUUCGGCUGUGGCAGCACCGGUCGUCGGAUAACGACGACGAAAACUCGCAACUGCUGAAACACAUGGGAGGCUUCAAAAAGCGCUCGCGGGCACAGAAAAACAAAACGCCCUGAAUCGUUUGGGUGGUGUAGUCCAGUAAAGAAUGUUUCAUCUUUUCCCAUUUUGGCUAAAUUUUUGUUUAAAAAGAAGGAACUAGCAGGUAAGUUCGAAUCGGUUAGAAAAUCGUCUAGUGGAUCAUGUUUUUAUGGCUCGAAAAGACACCAUUCUCAAGUUAGGUGCAAACGCAAAAUGAUUGAAACAUAAACUCAAUGUGAAAUUAAAAAGCUUUAAUACAUUUAUAGAGAAUACAGAAAGAGCAAAAAAAAACGAAAUUAACAAAACUGAAACCAAUUAAGAUUAAUCACUUGGAUCAUCACGUAGGGUAAUUUGGUAGUUAUUUUAAAAAUUAAUCGAUUGAAAAAUUGCGAUUUCGCACACAAAAGAAGCGAACAAAUGGCAAAGAGAAUAAAUUAUCAUCAUAUAGGAACGUAGGAUAUAUCAAUUGACAAACGAACCGCUUUUACACUUCCCACUGAAAGCAAAUGAAACAAACCACUAACACACGCACACGUGUGGCUAACUAGCAAAAUGCACUUUCCCGAAUUCAAAAACAAAACACCCACAUCGACUCUUACACAUUUAUCAGACCUUUUGUAGUCCAGUAAAUAACCCACCAUCGUUUCCCCUUUUUCAUGACCCUUUUUAGAAACAAUAAAGCGGUUGCCGUAGCAACCAGUAAUAAAAUCGCAAGUGACAGCGCCGAUCCCGGAAGUUGAUGUAGGUGCGAUUAUUUGAAUGCGCUUCCGGGGUUAUUUUCAACGUGUGUCGGUACGUUGAAGGUAGAAUUUAAUUCUCUCUCUCGUGGAUGUUCGGAUUUUCCACCGUACCAAAUACACGUUGCUCAAGGGAAAAAGAAUGCUCCGUCACUGACGCAUCAAAAGUCCGUUAACGCCGUUUCAAAAGUUUGCUAAACCAUGGAUCAGGGUUACCACAUAUACAGAUUAUUCUGUAUUUUAUAGAUUUUUCAAGAUAAUUUACAACCAAGAUUCUGUAUAUACAGAUUACAGAUUUUUCGCUAAAAUACAGAUUUUACAGAUUUUCGGUGUAGGUUAGUGGAACCCAGCCUAUCAGAAUUUCAUAUAACGCUUAAAAAGCAUCCUAUGCAGUUAACCGCUAAAGGCUAGUUUACAGUUUGGAAAACGUGUAAUGGGAUUUGGGUUCCUGUGUUUUUUAAAUGGAGCUUGGGUUUUUAAAUCCCGUGACUACACAAAAAUGACAGUUUUCAUGAAGUGUAAACCCAACCGCAGGAAACACCAGGAGAUUUUAAAACUCUACACAGAAAUUCGGCCGGGAGCAAUUCAACACAAAUUGUUUCUGACGGGGAAAAUUGUAUUUUUAUGAGGUUUAAAAUGUGCUAUUUUGAUACUGUUGGUGCUUUUUAGAAGAAGCAGAACUUUUGUUUUGACAGUUUGGAGAGAUCUCGACGGAAAAUUUUCCCUGAUCAAAUCCUGACACAAAUCCUGUGACCGAUUUCCCGAACUGUAAACUAGUCAUGCAAUAAAAACGCCAAAUUUAGAAUUCAUUUGUUCUCCAGAUAAAAAAAAUCAAUCUGAUUGUUUUAUUUGUGAUCGGUUAUCACAAAUAAUUUUUUACUGUCAAAAUAUUGUUUUUUGGGAACCUUCUAGUUAAUUUUUGAAUACAGAUUUUCGAUUCAGAAUUUUUCUCUCGCCAUACAGAUUUCCAGAUUUUUUCACGAAAAAAUACAGAUUCCAAUGUGGCAACCCUGCCAUGGAUUGCUGCCUGUAACGAGCAAGGCAAUGUUGUCAUGAUAUUGAAUUUGAAACUUUUCAAAUUGGAUCUGACGCUGCGUCAGUAAAGGACGAUACAUCAACUUCUGUCAACGUCAACGGAACGUCACCGUUCCGUCACACACAACAUCAACGGCACGGAACGUUUUGACGCACGGCACAUGUGAACGGGUACAAGAGAAAAGUAGUAAACUUAUCCUGACGGAACGGUGACGUUCCGUUGACGUUGACGGAAACUGGUGUCUCGUCUGAAUCGUCCUUAAGGAAGCAUUCUGUUUGACCCUUAAUCAUUUCGAUGUCCCGGUAAAGUACCUCACUUGCGAUUUGAUUACAACUCUAAUCGAACAGUAAAUAAUUACGAAAAAAGAAAAUCAGGAAAAGUGCUUUUUUCACUAUGAAUAACAUACAUCUGUGCGACAGGUUUUAUAAUAGAAAUAAAAUACUAAAUCUCCCGCUUCAGAGGCCUCAGAUGAACUGUAAACAAAUAUUGCGAAUUUUAAACAAUACGAAACUUUUAACUUGUACGUGCAGUGACUCAAAUUUGAAUUCGUGCACCUCUGGUGUAUUUAUUUAAUAUUGUUACACGCCUACUUGCGUCAUUGAAUAUAGGUAUUCUUUGGUAAAUAAGACAGUGGAAUUAGCAUUUGUAAUUUUUCAGCAUUUGUAAUUUAAAGUUUGCAAGUUUCCGUACACUACACAUAAAAAUGACAACUUGGUGUUAAAAUGCAUAUUCGAACACCUUUGAAAACUAAUUAGUAAUUUAAGGCCUGUUAUUUCUUUUUUUACUUGAGAAAAUGUUAUGACAACAGAAAUAUGUUAUCAGUCAGGAAUCAGUGGCGACUGGCUCAAAUCGCACGUUCCCCAUGUUAAUUGGAGAUUUGUGACUUGCCGUGAUUUAUCUUUUCAUGAUUUUCCUGAUGGGAAGGAUUGGGGAAAUGGUAAGGUUAGGGAUAAUCAAAAUAACGACACAGAGACCAUAGACAAUACGGAAGUAUUCUUCACUUCCAAGGGAAUAAAAUACACUUCUCGAUGAAAGGAUAUAUCAAGACCCCCGAGAGGAUAUUGCGAUAACAGAACGACAACACCGCCAAAAAGAUACUGUUAUUCAAAUUCGGCAUAAACCGGUUUAGAUUUGAAAACUUUCACCGUGACUUUUUGGAAGAUUCUAUACAAUGAGCCGAAGCAUUGUUCGAGAGUCCACCUCUGCGAUUGUGCUUUUUUCACAUUGAUUUUAUCAAAAAAUUUACUUAUUUUUAAUGUAUUAGAAGUGGCACGUUUCUCGUAACUGUCUGUAUUUACUGAUGGUGGAAGAAGUAACUAUUUUACGAUUCACCGAAAAUCCAAAAAGGAAGCGGAAAGAAUCUGCACGGAUAAAUGGUUUGACCAAAAGAGUGGGAAUUUACAUUCUAGCAAAGUCCACACAAUUAAAUCAAAUUUGGAACUACCAUUUAUUCAAAAUUGAAAUAUUACACAGCAGAACUGCACGAGGGUGCUAUAUCUAGUCGUUUAAAUGAUCAAAGACGAUGUACUUAUGAUCAGAUGGCGAUGACUCGAGUUCGUUGGGUACGACCCAUGCAUAGUACCGUCAGAGCAGCGAGUUACAUCUAACGCCACUUCUCUGCCAGAUAGUGCAAAUGUUGGGGGAUUUAUAUGCAGAUUUGUGCUAUCUGCUUGAGGGCGGAGAAAGGGUAAUUCGGUAAAGAAAUCGUUUGUGGCGACACAGAGAGUUUCAAUAUCCAUUUUCCAUAUAAUAAUGCCCCAACUGAACAAUAUUUCCUCAAACCCUCAUUCCCUUUUACAAAAUACCAGAAAUAUAGCGAUAGACAUUAAAUCUCCGGAGGCGCCUCUUCGAAAACUUGUUUUCCGAUGCACAUCAUAACUCAAUAUCUACUACAUCAAUCGUUUUCAAAUUUUGCGUGACGACAGAAGCUUUUUAUUUUUUUUUUGAUUUUUAGUUUUUCGUAGCACUUUGAAGCCAAAAACUUGACUUUCGCAAAAAAAAGUUAACAUGUUAGUGUUAUUGUAUUGUAAAAACAAUAAUAAUUGUUAUUAUUAUGUAUCAGUGUGCAAUCGGGCUGUCUCAACAACAUAUUUCUGCAAUCUAUGUGCAUUAACUGUACGACGGUAGGUUGCCCUUGUCAGUGUGUGCAGUGCUUUAUGGUCACACCUAUGACCGCGCACCCGGCUUCCCAUGAGCGUUACGGCGGUUCUGAGGCUGUCCUUCCAUGUUGAAUCAACACUUGUACUUGGACUUGUGCUAGUUGUUCUCUGAUUUACCUUGAGGGAUUUACACUUGUGGGAAUCUGCUUUUCGUGGAACGAAGAAUUUGCCAAAAUCAAUUAAAUGAAAACGAUUCCUAUUUAAAGGUGGGCUUCGGGCGAAUAUACCAUUAAAAAAAUAAAAAUGACUAAUAAUUGACUGGAAAUUUAUUUGUCAAGCAAAACAGUAGCUAGGGCUUUGCGUUUCUUCUCAGCUUAGUUACAAAUCGGGAGUUACACAAGGAAGCAGUAGGGGAACAUUUCUGUACAUGUUGUUCUUCAAGGAUACAGAACGAAUACAUGUGGUGUUCGGCGUAAUGUAGUUUAUGCUAAAAACCUGAAUAUAUACCUUGCUGUUCACUCUUGUGAAAAUGCCUGUUAGAGUCUUUAGUGUGACUUUUCGAAAUGGCAUCUACCGCUAACAUAAUACGAUUAUCGAAUCAUGCGGAUUUUAAAACUCUCUCAACUUGAGGUUAUGAUUUUGCGAAUUCUAAUUUGAGUCACUGUAAUUGAAAUUUCGCAGCGUAGAAUAGAAUGUGUAUGCGGAUAAGAUUUCGAUAAAAGCAUUUCCUAUUGUAGAUAAGUAUAAGGUUUAAAAUUUAACAAUUAUGCGAAGGGUAUUCGAAUAGUUUAGCAACCGAUGUUUUAUGUUGGUAGGUGUCCACCUCCACCCCUAGAUUUAGCGGUUUAUUUAAAAUCAAAUGAUUGACUAAUUGAGAACGUUCGCAUUUUAAAAAUGAACGGACCAGAGUCUGACAUGCGAAGGAGUGUCUCGAUAUUUUUAGGCAUUGUGAAUUAGGACCGUACAAUAUUGAUAGUUAUGAGUUGGUAGACUACUUUAAAAUUAGAUUAUUCAUUGUGCUGCUGAAAAUGAUGUGUGGUCGAUAUCAGUUAUAAUUAAACUCAGGAUCCAUGAGCUCCAGCUAUCAAGUUCUUAUCUCGUUUUCUAUUCUCAAACUUAUCUUAGAUCGAAAACAAAUAUGUUCGUCCACACCUCAAGACCUCUACGGUCAAUAGGAUUUACAUUAUUCCAGCUGGUCGAGUUAUGAUCAAAUGUACUGUGAUCUUGUGCCGCCAGUCGCCCGACCAUGUUCCUCGAUUGGGCAGAGCCAACGAGUGCGGGGUCUUCUCCGAAGUCGAUGACCUUUUCUAGGUUCUCUAGUGAACAUAAGUUUAGCUGGUCUCUCUUCCGGCAUUCGAGCUACAUUUCCAGCCCAUUCUAAACGGGCAUGCCUUCCUAUGUUAAAUUUCUACAUCCAUAUGUUGUUGGAUACCUAUUUUUCAAAUAGCGCAUUUGCAACCCAGCGUCAGGAAAAUAUAUACGUCAAAAUGCAACCUUUUUCAUAACAAAGAAAAUAAUAUAUUUUAUAUGUGAGAUUAACUAACCUGAUUAUGAGUAUGUUAAAGUGGAAUAACUUUGAUAGUUUUAAAUUCUGACAGGUUUCAAAAAAUCCAAUGCCCCACUUUUAACUCACUCUAUUCUGCUUCACUAUUCAGUUUCGUGUGUCUCCUACCGAAUGACCCUAUAAUGAUAACAAAUGCAUUUUUUUAAUCCGCAGCGCUCGAGUAAAUUAAAUUUAAAUAACAGCGGCAAAUAAAAAUUCACAUAAAAAGUUUCGUUCCAAAGUUUUCUAUCUUUGAAUUGCGGCGUGUAAAGACGACCGUUGUCUGUCUGUUAGUUUAAAGUUGUUUGUUAAUUUCAUAUAAUACAGUUGAAUGGUUUUUGAUGAGCUAGGAAAGAGGAAACAUAUUAUCAGUCGAACUAGAUACCACAGAAUAAUCGAAUAAUAUAUCAGUAAGGUUGAGAAGUGAAAUUCAAACUAGGUGAGUGCGAAAGAGAACACGAUGCGAAUGAAGUUGACAUCAAUCUUAUACAUAUAAAAAAAAACAAAACCGCUUAGCACAAAUGAAAGUAAAGACACGUGUUUCCAAUUUA